GUGAGGAAGCUGACAAUCAAAACAAUGCUUGACCUAGUAGACUUACAUUUCUUUAUAAGUAUUUACUAUCUAGAAUGGCGUGAGAUGAAAUGUGUGGCAAAGGAUGGCAAAGCUCAAAAAACAGCUACACCUUGUAUGAUGUCCUUGAAGGAAACAGAAUCGGAUGAGAAACCACGAGCAGCGCUCUUUGACCCAUGCUUUGAGGAGGUUGUGGAUGGGAAACCACGCACUUACUGCAAUGUACUUUGUCCAGGAGCCGAUACGGCUUACCUUAUCAAGCGUGAACCUCAAAAUCAUAGAAGUUGUUUCGCUCAUUUCACAUACAAAAUAGAGAAAAGAGGCAAUGACUUCUAUAUGUGGAGGGAUGGAAAGUGCCGCACAUCUGACGUAAGGUUUGUCAUUCGAUGCGAGUUUGCAUUCGGUCGAGCCGAAUUCCCUACUGACAAUGUUGUCUUUGCAAAUGCACGUCGAACAACUCUUUAA
Messenger RNA from Strongylus vulgaris, 483 nucleotides. Lineage: Eukaryota; Metazoa; Nematoda; Chromadorea; Rhabditida; Strongylidae. The record is from the annotation of a GenBank genome assembly.